CACCACGCCAGGCCAGGCAGCCCACUCGGCCUCAAGUGCGAGCGGGACGACGACAGGUGGCAGCGCACCUCUGAGUGGCGUGGCUGUGAGCCAGCCAGGCUGGCUCAACUGGUUUCUGCCGGCUGCCGACAGCUGCUGCUGCUGCCACUGCCACUGCCACCGGGCCGGGUCGGGUCGGGCCGGGCCUGGUUGAGUGACUGAGCCGGGUCCGUGCUUCAGUUUCGGUCGAAAUCCACAGGCGAGCGGUUGUCCACACCGGCUCUGGUUCGCGGCAGACAAGCAGACAAGUUACGACUUCAGAAGAGCCAGGCAGCGGCAGCAGCGGCAGCAGCUAGUAGCAGUAACAGUAAAAGCGAAAAACUCGUAACAUUAACAGUUAUCGAGUGGCAGAGUGGCAGAGGGAAGACGAAAGACGAAAGAAAGCCCAUUGAAAGUUGACUCGAAAACGCGCGUGAUAUAUAACAUAUAUAUUUUUUGUUGUUGUGCCCCAAUAAAGUGAGCAGUGUGUGUGUGCGCGAGGGGGAGGAGCAGGCACAGGGACAGGGAGAGCGAGCAGACACACACAUGACCACAAUGCCACCGGAAAUGUCCGCAGCAACGGCAGCUCCCGUUGGCACCGCACCCAGUCCGGCCAUUGCCGUCGGCGGCGGCAUGCCGCGCGAUUCACCGCCCGGAGGUGGCGCCGUGGCAAUUGCCACCACCAGCCCCAAUGCGACCAGCACCACCACCACGCAGGCGACACGCUCCCGCUUUAUGAUCACCGACAUUCUGGCUGGCAGUGCGGCUGCCGCGGCUGCUGCGGCGGCGGCGGCAGCAGCUGCAAUGGCAGCGGCCUCCGCGGGCCAUGACACCGAUUGCUACGGCAGGGAGAGGGAGCGGGAGCGGGAACGGGACAGGGAGCGGGAGCGGGAGCAGGCGGCAGCAGCGGUGGCCGCCCAUCAUCAUCACCAGCAGCAGCAGCAACAGCAUCAGCAGGCCGCCCUCCAGCAGUACAUUGUGCAACAGCAGCAGCUCCUCCGCUUCGAGCGGGAAAGGGAACGGGAGCGGGAGCGGGAGAGGGAGCGAGAACACUUCAGGGAGCGCCACUCCCCGCCAGCGAAUCCUGCGCUGGGCUACCACCAUCAGAUGGCGCCCCAUCUACUGGCCCACUUUCCGCCCUCCCACUACGCCGUGCUCCAGCAGCAGCAGCAACAGCAACAACAGCAACAGCAGCAGCAACAUCCGCAUUCGCAUCCGCAUCAUCUUCAGCAGCAGCUGGAGCGGGAACGACUGGAGGCACUGCAUCGGCAUGGAGUGGCAGUGGCAGUGGGAGCCGGUGUCCAUCUGGAGCCUCAUCACAAUCAGCAUCUCCACCAUGCGGCUCAUCCACAUCACGAUGAGCGAUCACGUUCCCCCUUGAUGUUGCAACAAAUUGGAAACAAUAACAACAACAACAACAACAACAAUAGCAGCUCCAACAACAACAACAAUAACAAUAACAACAAUAGUUCGAACAGCAACAACAACAACAAUAAUAAUAAUAGCAAUAAUAAUGGAAGUGGAAGCGGAAUGAUGCUGGGAGGAGCGGGAAGCAGCAUCAGCGGCGACCAGGCCAGCACCAUCGACGACAGCGACAGCGACGAUUGCGGUGGCAAAGACGAUGAUGGCGAGGACAGCCUGAAGAACGGCAGCUCCGCCAACGGUGACUCCUCCUCCCACCUGAGCCUCAGUCUGAGCAAGAAGCAGCGCAAGGCACGCACCGCCUUCACAGACCAUCAGCUGCAGACGCUGGAGAAGUCCUUUGAGCGGCAGAAAUACCUGAGCGUACAGGAUCGCAUGGAGUUGGCCAACAAGCUGGAGCUUAGCGACUGCCAGGUGAAAACCUGGUAUCAGAAUCGCAGAACCAAAUGGAAGCGACAGACGGCCGUGGGCCUGGAACUGCUUGCGGAGGCUGGAAACUACGCGGCCUUCCAGCGCCUGUACGGAGGUGCCACGCCCUAUCUGAGUGCCUGGCCGUAUGCGGCGGCCGCUGCCGCCCAAUCACCCCACGGCGCCCCGCCCUCGGCCAUCGAUAUCUACUACCGCCAGGCGGCUGCUGCAGCGGCCCUGCAGAAGCCCGCGAUGCCCGCCUCCUACCGCAUGUACCCCACCAGUAUGCCGCCGGGCAUGUCGCUCCCAGGGAUGCCCCCGCCGCCACCCGGCGCUGCUCCAAUGCUGAGCGGCUAUUACGCGGCCGCCGCGGCAGCCGCCGCCACUGCUCAGCCACCGCAGCAGCAGCAGCAGCAGCAGCAGCUGAUCCCGCCGCGGGACCGUUCGCCGGCCACCAGCCAGAGCGCCAACAGCGAGGCGGACUGCGAGCGGGGCAGCAGCAGCAGUCGCCAGCGCCUGCUCACGCCCAGUCCGCCCCUCAAUCCGGGCAGCCCGCCGCGCCGCGACCGCGAGCGGCUGAAUGAGGUCGAGGAUCUCCCAGGGGCACCGCUCAAGCUGCUGCGAUGCUCUCCCCUGCCCGCCGACGAGGAGCACAGGAGCGGUGCCGAGCAGGAGAGGGAGCGGGAGCGGGAGCACGACGACGAGGACGACGAUGAACUGGCCCUGGAGGUCUGAUGCGCUGGCCAAGGGCUCCUCUCUAAGCUGGAUCUCACAAACAGUCUAAACAUCAUGGGGCACACUCGUAUCUAGGACCUACGGAAAUGUCGGGGGAAUGUUUUGCUUUAGUUUUUUUUCUUCUGUUGCUAAAUAUUACGUAAACUUAACUGAAUGGAGUAUUUAAUUUGGUCAUCAAAUGUUGAAUAAUUACAAAAUAAUAUCUAAAAAAAAAGAUAAGGAUACCAAAUUUAAAUGUCAGUGCAAGGUUUGAUUAGAAUUAAAAAUUUGGUAGUUUAUUUGCUGAAUAUUUUCUGGUUUGGAGCAGCAAGCAAAUUGCAGAAACAAUUUUGUUAUUUAAAAAAUGCAAAAACCAUAAAAUUUAUUUGUAACAUUUAACAUUUAACUCCGAAAAGGAAAUGGCUUGAAGCGUUCGCAGUAUUAACCGAUUUUCCCGCUUUCGUCUGUCUCUUUGGAACGGCCCCAGUAAUUGUGAAGAGAAAACAAAAUACUUUUUUUUUAUAAAUAUAAAUUUAACUUUAAGCGAACUUAGACUAGAGAAAAUGUUGUAAAUUUUUGUAAAUGAUUUUUGUACAUACGAAGCAGACCAACAACAACAGCAGCAGCAGCAACAAAAAAAAAAACAAGAAAAAAACAAUUUUUUUUUCCCAAACAAUAAUUUUUUUUUUUACCUUUUUUUGUGCCUAGUCUUAAGACGUCUAUUGUGUGUAGUAAUAAUAAAGCAAAGAAAAAAAGAG
This is a messenger RNA of Drosophila obscura, 3320 nucleotides long. It is a transcript of the gene B-H2, whose product is annotated as homeobox protein B-H2. Gene Ontology annotation, molecular function: RNA polymerase II transcription regulatory region sequence-specific DNA binding; DNA-binding transcription factor activity, RNA polymerase II-specific. The transcript has 3 exons. Gene Ontology annotation, cellular component: nucleus. Gene Ontology annotation, biological process: regulation of transcription by RNA polymerase II. The record is from RefSeq and is a predicted model, not a curated record. NCBI's taxonomy places the organism in Eukaryota, Metazoa, Arthropoda, Insecta, Diptera, Drosophilidae. Bases 565 to 2583 code for a protein of 672 amino acids.